CGAAAUUCAUAGUGCUAGGAAGGUAACCGCGAGUUCCGUGCCCGUUUUCCACUGCAAAGCCCUCGUCAUCUUUUCCUGGUCACAUUGUCCAGGUUUCCGCGCUCGUAAAGGGUUAUAGCCGCCUUCUAGAAUACUAGAUUGUACAACAUCAUUAGCCUGCAAAUUGGGCUGGGCUAGCAACGCGCAACGACGAGCGCUGAUGGUCAACAGAACAACUGGCCAGUGGUCAAAGGAACUUAAUGAAAGAAUGGUUCAAAUGAACGGUAGCUUAGACGCCACCUACGGCUACAAUAACAACCGACAUGAGGAGCAGCAGCAGCAACAUGAGCAUCAUCGCCACCAUUCUACGAAUAGUACCAAGGUGCUGGCGGCAGCGGCCGGCAAUGCAACAGCAUCAGCCGACCUUGCGAAGAGUGGGAAAGCAUUGACCGACGACGAUCGAUCCGCUCGACAAUCGCUCAUUCUGUUGCUGGCAAUCUUCUGUACUAGUUUGUUCGCGAUGCUGUAUGUAUAUGCCAUGUUUCCACAGCUAAAUGAGUCAGAGAAGCAGUUCAUCAAAGUGCCAUUUGAUAUUGAAGAUGCUAAACAGCUCGGUCGGGUGCUAGAUCGAUACAAGGAUCUCUACUACCUCGAAGUGAUGUCCGGCAUCAUACUGGUGUACAUAUUUCUCCAAACGUUUGCCAUACCGGGCUCACUGUUCCUUUCCAUACUGAGCGGAUUCCUGUACAGCUUCCCGGUCGCGCUCACGCUCGUCUGCUUCUGCUCGGCCCUUGGAGCCACGCUGUGCUAUCUGUUGUCGCAGCUAGUUGGACGGCGGCUGGUCAAGUUUUACUUUCCCGAGCGAGCACGUCUCUGGGCGGCGCAGGUCGACCACCACCGGGCAGAUUUGCUAAGCUAUAUGCUGUUCCUGCGCAUGACCCCGUUCCUGCCGAACUGGUUCAUUAACCUGGUCGCCCCGGUCAUCGGUGUACCGCUAUUUCCUUUUGCCCUCGGCACCUUUCUCGGCGUGGCCCCGCCGUCCUUCAUUGCGAUACAGGCAGGCAAAACACUCUACAAGAUGACCAGCUCGAGCGAUGCAUUUAGCUGGGGCUCGAUUGCCCUGUUGGCUGUCUUUUCCGUCGUCGCGCUCGUGCCUGUGAUUUUUAAACGCUACUUCAAGACGAAAAUUGAUUAAGCAUGCACGCUCUCGAUUUGGCCUGUGCUCUGCUAUGGCAAGCUAACAACUCGAAGCAAAGCGACCUUGAAGAAGCAUGUAAAUAAAUCGCCGACAUCAUUUGCUCAAGGAGCCAAACAGCAGCAGCAGCAGCAGCUACAUUAACGAUUUUCCUUUCGGGGCGCUCGAACAGGACGCUCCCCACUAGCCUAAUAAUCUAGCCAAAGAAGACACACUGAGGGGUUAUAGUCGUAACAUUAAUGAGUAUCGUAAUAUUAGUCAGUAUCUAGUAACUAUUCGGGAGUAGCUCAUACGUUUUUGAAAAGCAGACCGUACGAACAGAUAGCGUCGCGUUGUCCAAACAGCAGUCAUAUAUGUAAUGUGCUGAUUUUUUUUUUAAUUGUCUCUUGGAUUGUGAAUUGUUUGCUUGGAUUGUGAGGUUCUUUAUUUCGAAAUUAGCUUGAUUAACUUGUAAUGACAAUGAUUUUGUAUCAAUUUACUCACAUGCCGUAGCUGCAAGAAGUAGUGUCACCUAGCGAUUACAAUCAAUGGACGCGGUAGAAACGAUCGCUGCAUUUGGCAUAAAAAUUCAUUGUUCACUAUAAAAUGUCCGAUAUUCAUAAUACUGGUCUGCUCGAGCCGAUUAUGAAAUUUAACGGUCUUCUCAUUGGUGAUCCUAUGGGCCAUAACAUAUUCAAAAUACCAUUGGACUAUGGAAAGUGUGAUUACGAAUUCACCAAAACUAUUACUAUAAAAAAGAGGUUCACCCGUUGCAGUACAGAAGUGUGAUGCUAUUUGAAUAGCUAGUUCGAUUAAACGAAGAAAUGACUAAGAAUUCGAGACACCACGCACAAGGCUCAACGUUAACUAUAAAAGGCGAUUACAGAAGAAAAUAGUUCAAUAUGCAACACAAUUAACAAAAAGAAAGCGUUCUGUAAUACAAGCAAAGGUACUUGCGUGUUUUGCUUGUAAACAAUUGAAUAAGGGAUACCUCUAGCGUAACCACCAAUGGAAGGUCAAUAGCAAUAGCAGAAGCUAAAAAAAUACAUUAGGACCGUAUAUGAGCUGUAGAUAAUUGUUUAGCGCUGCCUAUAGAUUGCCUUAGAAUAAGCCGUAAGACCUUUUUAACAACAGCGGAACAUAAAAUCAUUUCAUUUAUACGGAAGUUUAAUUAGUCUGCAAUUGAAGUAUAUUUUGUUAUCGUGAAAAGCAGAAACUGCAACGAAACUCAUCAAAAGUCAUUAGUUACCGAGGGCGCAGAAUACGUCGAUGGAAAAAUUGGCACACCUAGGUUUUUUUUAAACUAUCAGAACACGAUAGGCUCACAUCUUUUGUUUGAAACCACCUUUUACCGUUCAAGCAACUUGUGUCACAGGGUAUCACGUAUACGGUAGUUUUCGUUUUUAUUAGGGCUUCUUUGGGUAAUGCGGCAUGCCCUCCUAGCACGGUAUAUACAUAUUUUCCGACAUUGGGCCAGCAAGUCCAGGUUCCACCAAGUAAAAGAAGGAUAAUAAAAGAAGAUACGCAAAUUUUUUU
Messenger RNA from Anopheles aquasalis, 2689 nucleotides. RefSeq names its product Transmembrane protein stas (gene stas). Gene Ontology annotation, biological process: autophagosome assembly. Gene Ontology annotation, cellular component: endoplasmic reticulum membrane. NCBI's taxonomy places the organism in Eukaryota, Metazoa, Arthropoda, Insecta, Diptera, Culicidae. The record is from RefSeq and is a predicted model, not a curated record.